GUCUUACUUACGAUAUUCCAUGUGCUACAAAUUGACGAUCGCUCUCACCUAUUUCGGCUUUUGGGUAGAAACUUGUGUUAUUCUCGACGCCAAGCUUUGGUGUCUCACGUCUGUAGCGCGUGCCCCUCAUAGUCGGAUUUUUAAUUUUCCUAUUUAGACUUUCUUCUUCAUUCAGAUAGUAUUUGAUUCAUGAAGCUACAUCCACAGACCUCUGCAACGAAUACAAAAUAUUAACUGUACAAGGCAAAGCUUUUCUGGUUCAGGAGACUGAUGGCUUGAUUGAUCAAUGCAAUAGAAGGGACAUUCAGUUGCUGUUUAACAAGAGAUAAAUGGGGGAUUUCAAGCUACCAUAUUUCUUCAAUUAUCCUCCUUACUUUACUUUACAGCCCGUGAAGGAUACUCAGGAAAAACAAGUGCAGUUGUGGAAAGAAUUGAUACUCAACUAUUGCAAGCAUCACAAAAUCUUUAUUAUUAAUUUAGAAGAGGAAUUUUCUUUGUUUUCCAAUACAGCAAUUGAUAGAAAAUUAAGCCACGAAGCUAAGGCGGUCUUUCUUCAAGCAUUAGUUUCCGAAGGUCGAGCUGAAUGGCUAGAUAAAGGACGAAAAAAAUGUUUGAUUCUUUGGCGUCGAAUACAGGAUUGGGCCGAGUAUAUAUUACAGUUUGUCCGAGAAAAUGGUCUGGAAGAUAAUGUUAUGACACUUGAAGAAAUCCGAUCAGGUGUUGAAUCAAGAGGAACAGACCUUGCUGAUAUUGAUCACAUUGUUUUACAUCGUGCACUGAAGUUGUUAGAACAACGUGGCAAAGCUGUAAUGUUCAAAGGAACAUCAACAGAUGAUGAAGGUGUAAAAUUUUCUAUUUAGGGAUCAAUUUGAAGUUAGUAUGCAGUUUCUCAUUCUUCAAUCACUGUAAAUAAUUUAGAGGCAUGCUUGAGUUGCGUUGGUUUCAAUUGGAGCGUAGAACUUACAUUGAGUUGUGUUGGCUUCAUUGAAUCAUAGAACUUUCACAUACCCACUAGUACAACAAUCACAUUAUGUCGCUUGUAUACAUGAUUCAUAAAUAUUAUUGAAGAUUCUCUUGUUGCUGGGUUGAGUUA
This is a messenger RNA of Cryptomeria japonica (Japanese cedar), 1093 nucleotides long. Its product is annotated as vacuolar protein sorting-associated protein 25. Gene Ontology annotation, cellular component: ESCRT II complex. Lineage: Eukaryota; Viridiplantae; Streptophyta; Pinopsida; Cupressales; Cupressaceae. Bases 330 to 860 code for a protein of 176 amino acids. Gene Ontology annotation, molecular function: protein homodimerization activity; structural molecule activity. Gene Ontology annotation, biological process: protein transport to vacuole involved in ubiquitin-dependent protein catabolic process via the multivesicular body sorting pathway. The record is from RefSeq and is a predicted model, not a curated record. The transcript is spliced from 7 exons.